GAGUCAGGAAGGGAGGCGGCGGGGAUGGAGCGUUUCCCCGGCGGGAUGCGUUAGCUCCCGGGACACCCCGGCAGCCUGGUCCCCGCCGGUAAAGCUGAUCCUCCCCAGCAUCUCUCUGCCAUGGCCUCAGGGAACGAGGGUGACGCAGCCAGGGCCCGUGGGCGCCGGGGCAGCAGGCUCUCCAACUCAGAAGACCAGGUGGCACAGGAGACAGAGGAGGUGUUUCGGAGCUAUGCCUUCCACCGUUACCAACAGGAGCGAGAGGAGAGAGGGGACGAGGUGCCCAUGGACCCAGAGAUCGUGGAGAUCCAGCAGGAGCUCAACAGCACUGGGAGCCAGGUGGGCCGGCGCUUGGCCAUCAUCGGCGACGACAUCAACAAGCGGUACGACGCGGAGUUUCGCUACAUGCUGCACUCCCUGCAGCCCACCAAGGACAAUGCCUAUGAGCAUUUCACCAGGAUAGCCUCCAGCUUGUUUGAUAGUGGCAUUAACUGGGGCCGGGUGAUUGCCCUGCUGGGCUUUGGCUACCGUAUGGCCAUCUACGUGUACCAGAACGGCAUCCCGGGCUUCCUGCGCCGCAUCGGCCGCUACGUCGCCGAGUUCAUGCUCCGGAACCGCAUCGCCCAGUGGAUCGCCCAGCAGGGAGGAUGGGUGGCUGCACUGGAUCUGGACAAUGUUUACAUGAAGUACAUGCUGGUGGUGGUGGCCCUGGUCAUGGUGGGGCAUUUAGUGGUACGACGCUUCUUCAGGCCCUAA
Molecule: messenger RNA, 756 nt
Organism: Colius striatus (speckled mousebird)
Lineage: Eukaryota; Metazoa; Chordata; Aves; Coliiformes; Coliidae
Gene: BAK1
Product: BCL2 antagonist/killer 1
Exons: 6
Coding region: 121-756 (211 amino acids)
Biological process (GO): extrinsic apoptotic signaling pathway in absence of ligand; intrinsic apoptotic signaling pathway in response to DNA damage; regulation of apoptotic process
Cellular component (GO): mitochondrial outer membrane
Molecular function (GO): protein heterodimerization activity; protein homodimerization activity
Source: RefSeq, a predicted model, not a curated record